Messenger RNA from Pteronotus mesoamericanus, 2495 nucleotides. RefSeq names its product MAGI family member, X-linked (gene MAGIX). NCBI's taxonomy places the organism in Eukaryota, Metazoa, Chordata, Mammalia, Chiroptera, Mormoopidae. Gene Ontology annotation, molecular function: protein binding. The record is from RefSeq and is a predicted model, not a curated record.
AUGGAGCCGCGUGCGGGGGGCGCCACGGACCCUAGAGGGAGCAGAGGAGGCCGCGGCGCUCCGCAGCGGGCCGGCCCCAGCGCCCGGCAGCUCCUGUCGCGCCUGGACGCGCGCCCCCUGGCGGCCCGAGCUGCGGCCGACGUGGCGGCGCUGGUGCGCAGGGCGGGCGCCACUUUGCGUCUGCGCCCCAAGGACGCCAUUAGCGAGCUGGAUUCUGCAGACAUAGAGGUCACAGACAGUCGCUUGCCUAAUCCCACUUUCAUGGAACACCGGCCCCAGCAUCGUCGGUCAGAGACCUUGGGUACACCCACCGCGCCAUCCCAAGUGACGCACGUGAAGGCACGUUGUGCUCCGAAGCCACCCCAGGCCUCUGGUCAGUUCUCUGUGGAACUGGUUCGUGGUUCUGCAGGCUUUGGCCUCACACUAAGGGGAGGCCGAGAUGCAGGCACAGACGCUCCACUGGCAAUACGAGGGCUGCUGAAGGACGGGCCGGCACAGCGCUGCGGUCGCUUGCAGCCUGGUGACCUCGUGCUCCAUGUCAAUGGAGAGUCAACUCAGGGCCUCACCCAUGCCCAGGUGGUGGAGCGAAUUCGCACGGGCGGGCCCCGGCUCCACCUCGUGCUGAGCAGGCCUCUUGACAGCCAUCCCAGAAAGCCUGAGAUGGGGGGAGGACCUCGGAAAGGAGACGAUUGCAGCCCAGAUCCUGGGGGACCGGAGGUGAUGAGGUCUCCUAGGGCCAGCGCUUCCCCACUUCAGAAGCCUCAACCCUGUACAACACCCAAGACCCGGGGCACCCCAGAGCCUAGCCCCAAGGGGGCAACUGACAGCCUUGCUGUUCCUCCGCUUGAGCUCCGCCCGGGGGACUCGGACCACCAGUCCCCGGGUUCCCCAGGACCCUGGCUGGUGCCCAGUGAGGAACGGCUCUCACAGGCCCUAGGUGUCCCAGGGGCCACACAGCUUGCCCUGGAGAUGGCAGCUGGAAGACGGAGGCACUGAGCAACAUUUAACACCUGAUGGCAUGCCCACUGGGUACUGCCCCACUUGGAUGUGGCCUGCUCCGACAGCCGUGCAUUAGCAUUGCAAACAGAACCGCCGCUUGGCCUUGUCCCAGCUCCUGCUGUGCAGUUGACCAGCUUGUGCUCCCCUCGUGGUGUCAGUGGCACAGGCCUCCCAGACCCGCCAGCCUGGCGUCUCGGGGUGGGGAAGUAAUAAAUCUGUGGACGUGUCUUGACUUGCCAGGUGCUCUAGGCUGGGUGGGGCUCCCAAGUCCACCCAGUAAAGGAGGGGGAGGGUCAAUCCGGUUUUGGGGAGGGCCUCUUGCAACCACUGACAAGUGCUGUUUCUUUCAUGUACCUAGAGGGGUCUUUGCUUCUGCCAGUUCUCAGCCAGGCAUGCUUUCUCCCCACUCUGUUUCUCUUCAACAACUCCUGCUUCUCUACCCAUUCAUUAAUUUUACUUUUUUUGGAGGUGUGCAGAGCUCACAGAUAAUUAUUGCGUGUGUGUGAGGAAUGCAGCGGUGGGCCUGUUAGGGAGAGAGUACACCAGUGAUACCCACAGCCCUAGCCCUGAAUCAUCCAGACCCCUGGCAGCUGGCUGGAGAGCAAGGCUAAAAACUGGGCAGCUUGUUUCUCCAGGAGCCUGCGGUCUCUUACUUCCGCCUGAAACCCUCAGGGCAAGGGCUGGGGCCCUGGGGCCCCCUCUGGGGUGGAGCCGGGUAGGUGUGACUCAGCGGGCUGGGCUAAAAACAGCUGUUAGAACCUUUGGGCUACUCCCCCCUCUUCCAUAGAUGGUGACGAACUGCUGCCGUGCUUGUGUGCACAAGCCACAUGCUGGGCGUUCCCAGUCCUGGGAGAGGCCAGAAUUUCCUCCAUCCUGGGAACAGAGCCCUAAAAGCCUAGGCUUAUAUGGCCAGCAGGACUCCAAGCUGGGUGGCCCCAAAGCCGGUGCUAGCUAAGGCCAGAAAUACCCAGUCACCUUCGCUGUUACCACAUCCUGAACACUUGGCCUCAUCUCCUCAGCGAGGGAAGCUGUGGUCAGUGGACAGUUUUCACUCCUAUGGGGAGGGGUCUGUAGUGGGGAGAGAAAUUUAAGGACUAGAGUGUGAGCAUCCAGGGCAGCCCUGGGGAGGAGGGAAGGACUGCAAAGCCAGGCUGGGCAUUGGUGUAUAAAGAGGUGAGCCGACUCAGUGUUGUGGCUCAGUUGGUUCAGAAUGAUCCUGCAAACAGAGAAGUGGCUGGUUCAAUUCCCGGUCAUGGCACAUGCCUGGUCUGUUGGCCCCCGUUGGGGUGGGUGCGAGAGAGGCAACUGAUCAUUGUUUCUCUCCCUCUCUUUCUCCCUCCCUUCGUCUAUCUCUAAAAAUAAAUAAAUAGCCCUAUCUGGUGUGGCUCAGUGGAUUGAGCACCGGUUUGUGAACCAGAGGGUUGCUGGUUCAGUCCCAAUGUAGGGCACAUGCCUGGGUUGCAGGCCAGGUCCCUGGUAGGGGGUGCGUGAGAUAC